AUGCCGACCACUGCUAUAAAGACCAUCUACUACACCAAGACCCAAUCCGCCCCAAUCUCACUCCACCCAUCCACCAAAAUGUCCACCCUACCCACCAUCCCCGCCGUCCUAAUCGGCAUAACCCGGACCACAGCCCUCUCCUCCAGUAUCGACCUCUUCACCGGAACGCCAUACUCCAUCGCCGCAGUCCUGGACCUCCACGAAGCCCCCGAGAAGUACCAAUUCAGCCUCAGCAACCUCGGAACGGUGCUUUACGCUUUGCACCCCAGACCGCGGAUUCUCGGGACGGGGACGGCGAUUGAGGCGGAGAUGGUUGAGGAGAUUGAGAGUGUUUGGGGGGAGCAUGUUGGGAGGGUUGAAGGGAGGUGCUGUUGGGUUGCGUUGUCGAAGACGCAUGGACGGCCUGGGCCGCCGCCGCCGGGGAUCGGCGAGGAGGUGAUGAGGCAGUUGGAUGCGGUGUUUCGACCGGAAGUGAAGCAUUCAUGA
Molecule: messenger RNA, 486 nt
Organism: Zasmidium cellare ATCC 36951
Lineage: Eukaryota; Fungi; Ascomycota; Dothideomycetes; Mycosphaerellales; Mycosphaerellaceae
Exons: 2
Coding region: 1-486 (161 amino acids)
Source: RefSeq, a predicted model, not a curated record